AAUGUCAGAAUGGCUGAAGUAAAGACUGAACGGAAAUCGAAAGAAAUCUGUUUAAAAGAAGUUACCAAGAAAUGCCCGAAAAACAGACCCUUAACGGAUUCUAAACACAUAUUGAGAAAAAGGCUACCGGUCUGUCAGCCUAAACGGAAUAAGGAUAUUUACGUUACUAAUAAAACCAGCUUUAAGGCACAAUUGAAUAAAUGCGAGAAGCUGUUGGAUGCUGGGGAACCAGAGGUGAUAAUUCAUGGUCUAGGAGCAGCGAUAAAUAGAGCAUGUAACUUAGCUCUGCAGUUGAAGGAAAAUCAUCAUGGAACUGUAGACUUAGAUAUCAAUACUUCUACAGUAGAUAUCAUAGAUGACUUUGAGCCACUCACUGAUGAUGCAGAUUACGAAGUAAACAACAGGCAAAAUUCAGCUAUACAUAUUCGAGUGUUUAGAACAGCAUUAAUAGGGACACUAAAGUAUGCUACAUAAAACAUCAAAAAGACACAGUGUUCAUCAUUUUCAAUAACAUGAUUAUAUUCCAUAAUCACAUAUAAAAACACCAAACCAACAUACAUUUUUAAAAUGAUCUUUUCCUUAUAUGAGUUGGUACACUGGCUGGGUUUAACCAUCUUUGAAAUAUGGAUAAAUCUAGUCUCACUGACUAUCUUCACUGUUCUGCUUGCAUUGAAACUGGAUGACAAUUAUUUCUCUGGUUCGUCUGGAGUUUGGAUUGUGUUCUCUCCUCUCUUUGUGGCAGAUGGUUUAAAUACCUAUUUCUGUGCUAUAAUUUUUAUAAGGAUGCACAUGGAAGGUAUGAUGAAAGCGGCCAUACUGAGAGCAGUUUGGAGCUUGGUAUUUUUACUCUUAGUUUUUGUUUUCAAAUAUCUACUUUGCAAAAAACUGUCUGGCCAAAGCAGCCCCGAAUACUCUGAAGUUCUAAGUCCUGUUUUUAUCCUUCUGCAACUUAUAGCAGUCAGAGCCUGUCAGCUUCAUUGACCCGGAGAUGAAUUAGAGUUACAAGUCACAGGACGUGAAUAUACAGUUGUGCUUCCACCACAUCCACACUCUAUUUAUACAGAAACCGAAUUUACGUAUUACAUGCGUUGAACAAUUAUUGAUUUAAUUAAUUUCUAUAUAUUGGUAUUUAACAAAUAUUUCAUUUUGAUUUAUUAUCGUAUUUUAUCCAUCCUUUCAGAGAACCUUAAUGCACCUUAGUAAAACGGAAUCUAUACAGAAUAUAUAUAUAUAUAUAUGUAUAUACAUAUUAGUCAAAAAUAUUUUGCUAUGUAUUAACAUCAUUGAAUUCAAUCAGUUAUAAAUCAUUAAAAAUAUUAAUCCCAAGCACUUUAGGCGCCAGUCUGUAAUUUUAAGACUUUUUAAACAUCUCAAAACGUAUAGUUUUUUUUCUUUUUCCUUCAACGAUAUUGUCCCUAAAUCUUUUUUCCUACAUAACAAAUUGUACAAACUUUGUUGAACUUAGAAAUAAAUUUGAAUGUAAAUAAAUGUUAAUGAUAUGCUGCUGAUACUUGUACUACGAAUCCAUUGUGAACUGUAUGUAAGAAAAAAGAAAUAAAUAUUCAUUUUCUUAUAUACAUCAUAAA
Cephus cinctus (wheat stem sawfly) is the source of this 1586-nucleotide messenger RNA. RefSeq names its product transmembrane protein 203. Gene Ontology annotation, cellular component: nucleolar ribonuclease P complex; nucleus; endoplasmic reticulum. The coding region runs from base 568 to 981 and encodes 137 amino acids. The record is from RefSeq and is a predicted model, not a curated record. Gene Ontology annotation, biological process: tRNA 5'-leader removal; intracellular calcium ion homeostasis. The transcript is spliced from 3 exons. Gene Ontology annotation, molecular function: nucleic acid binding. NCBI's taxonomy places the organism in Eukaryota, Metazoa, Arthropoda, Insecta, Hymenoptera, Cephidae.